Messenger RNA from Funneliformis caledonium, 560 nucleotides. Lineage: Eukaryota; Fungi; Glomeromycota; Glomeromycetes; Glomerales; Glomeraceae. The record is from the annotation of a GenBank genome assembly.
AUGGGGCUUGCUUGGUUACAAUCUCACCAAAAUUCGCCUAUGGCUUUCUUUAGCACCGCUCUGGUCUCCAGUUUUCCAUCAUCAUCAAUACCUGAAUCUGCAGCUCUUUUUACCGCACUCUUGACUGCCCCUCCAAAUUGCAAAGUCAGAGUCUAUACUGACUCAGCUAUUAUCACAUCACAAUUCAACAAAUUAAGUUUCCUCAAGAAGCAGUCUCCUUCUUUUAGACCUUUUCUAAAAAUCAAUAACUCUGUGUUUUGGUCCUGUCUUUUUGAAGUAAUCUCAGAGCAUAACCUGGAUGUCUAUUUAAUAAAAAUCAAAGCGCACUCAAACAAUCUCUUGAACAACAAGGUAGACGCUAUAGCAAAGGAUGCUCUUAUCCUCCCAGCCUUGCAACUUAACUUGACGGCCGCUCCACAGAGCUUCGCUAACUGCAAAAACCAACCUAUUCUUAUCCCGAUCAGACAUAUUGUAAAGGAGAUCUUCUGGCAUAAGCACCUACAACAAAUAUUAUCCUUGCAUGUAGUAAACAAAUAUCACCUAUUCUUCAGAAUUAAUUG